Molecule: messenger RNA, 1583 nt
Organism: Epinephelus moara (kelp grouper)
Lineage: Eukaryota; Metazoa; Chordata; Actinopteri; Perciformes; Serranidae
Product: uracil nucleotide/cysteinyl leukotriene receptor
Exons: 2
Coding region: 450-1373 (307 amino acids)
Biological process (GO): phospholipase C-activating G protein-coupled receptor signaling pathway; positive regulation of Rho protein signal transduction
Cellular component (GO): membrane
Molecular function (GO): G protein-coupled receptor activity
Source: RefSeq, a predicted model, not a curated record
UGUGCGCGCACGUACUUGUACAUGCACACAGUAAGGACCAAAGAACGUAUUUUAGCAACAGAGUGAGGAAAUCUUUGCAAAGUGAGGACAUUUUGGGACCUCACUUCUUCAAAGGCCUUCAAAGACAUUUGGGGUUCAGGUAAGGAUAAUGUUUAGGUUAGGGUAAGGGUUAGUGUUAGGCAUUUGGUUGUGAUGGUUAAGGGUAGGGUAAGUGGCUAGGAAAUGCAUUGUGUAAAUAAGAGUCCUCACAAAACAGAAGUACAAGAAUGUGUGUGUGUGUGUGGGUGUGUGUAUAAAUACAAAAGUGGAGACGCACUAACAGAGCAGUUUUCACUUCCACUUCACCUGUCUCUACUCAUGCAAAUGAUUUCCCUUCUGAUAAUAAAUAUACAGGAGAACUCUGCACUCUCCAUUUCUACGAUCAAAGGCUGAUCCUCUCCACAACAACAAUGAACAUCUCUGAGGAGCAGAUACAUGGCGUCUAUGGAAGUGACUCCCGCCAAGAGAACAUCAUAUUUGCAACAUUUUACAUCCUGAUUUUCGCCAUCGCUGUGCCUGGAAAUGCCUUGGCACUGUGGGCCUUCUUUCGCCAGGACAGCACGUCUCCAUCUAAGGUCUUCCUGAGGCACCUAUCUGUAGCAGACAUCUCUUACAUCCUCAUUUUACCCAUGAGAAUAGUUUACCACCUAUCUGACAGCCACUGGCCUUUUGGACAUGUCCUCUGUCAGUUAGCAGGCUUCCUCUUUUACCUUAACAUGUACUGCAGCCUGUAUUUAAUGAGUUUCAUCAGCCUGGACAGAUUUCUGGCUGUGGUUCUACCUAUCAAAUCACAGUCAGUUAGGAAGGCUGUGUAUGCGAAGGUAGUUGUUGGCAUACUUUGGGUGACUGUCAUUGUGUCUAUGAGUCCUAUACUUUUCUCCAAAAAGAACAUGACCCACAACUCAACUGGCAUCUGCAACAAGCUGUACUUAGAAAAGACAUCUCCCACAGCUUUGAUCUCUACUAUUGUGGCAUUUGCCAUCCCCCUCACCACCAUCGUGGUUUCUUACAUAAUGAUUCUGCUGAAGCUGAGGUCACUCAAGCAACAGGAAGAACGCCCAGUGAAAGACAAAGCUAUAAGAAUGAUCAUUCUCAUUGUGAUGAACUUCCUGUUUGCAUUCGUACCCUACCAUGUGAGCAGGGUAAUCUACAUCCAAAGCCACAGUCACGGCAGUAUGACUGCAGCAACCCACGAGGCUCUGGGAAGAGCCAACAGGAUCACAUCUGCACUGACCUGUGUCAGUGGUGUACUGGAUCCUGUGAUGUAUUUCUUCUUGAACCGUGCAUACAGGGACAUGCUGCUUCAACUGUUCUGCAAAAAGCGAGGAAGAUGAUCGAUAAGCAACAAGUACCAUGUAGUCAGUAAACAUUUUUAAAGGAAUUGUCCUGUUUUGAAUAAUUUCUAGAGACAUGGUCAGACUUGAAUACAUUCAGAUUUCUAAAAUGUAGGUUACAAAAUGGUUUAAGGUACCAACAUAAUUACCACCUGUCAAAUACAGGAUUGAUUUAAAGGGUUUUUUAUUUGUUUUUAAAGUCCCCCCCCC